This is a messenger RNA of Rhipicephalus microplus (southern cattle tick), 1216 nucleotides long. Its product is annotated as Glutaredoxin 3. Gene Ontology annotation, biological process: intracellular iron ion homeostasis. Gene Ontology annotation, cellular component: nucleus; cytosol. NCBI's taxonomy places the organism in Eukaryota, Metazoa, Arthropoda, Arachnida, Ixodida, Ixodidae. The record is from RefSeq and is a predicted model, not a curated record.
GACCUUGCGGCUAGUGUGCUCUGGCUGAAUCUGGCAGUUGAAUUUGUGCUUGCGUGCAUAGACGCGUGUUUCGUGGCAGUGAAGAACGCUCUGAGAAUAUUUGUGGAGGCGUGAUAUUUGCAAAAAUAUUUGUUUUACGUGGCCCCUCAAAACGAACCUCAAGACGAUGUCCGUUCACAGUGCGAUAUCAACCGCUGAAGAGCUUCAGGAUGCGAUUACCCAAGCGAAGGACAAGUUGCUCGCCCUGUAUUUCCAUGCGAGCUGGUCGCCUCAGUGUAAGCAGGUGGAGGAUUUAUUGCCCGAUCUUGCGAAAGAUCCAGAUCUGGCGCUGACGAGUUUCUGCAAGGUCGAAGCUGAGCAAGCCAAGGAUGUAAGCCUGAAGUAUAAGGUCACCUCAGUGCCGACAUUCGUCAUCCUUCUGAAUGGAAAGGAUGUUGGCAGAGUAGAAGGCGUGAACAUGAUGGAACUGGUGGGUAAGCUGAAGGCACUGAGAAUUCGUGUGGAAAUGCCGCCAAUUACUGCUAGUGAGGACGACCGGAAGCUAAUGCAGAGGCUGCAGGCCAUUACAGCCCAAGCUCCUUAUGUGCUUUUCAUGGAAGGAAGCAAAAGUUCACCUGCUAAAGGUGACAGCUCAGAGGCAGUGACUUUGCUACAAGAAGCUGGCCUUGAGUUUCAGCAUUUUGACGUGGCCACAGAUUCGGUACUUCGACAGCAGCUCCUUGAGCAUUUGGCAAAGAAGGGAGCUUCCAAUUACCCACUAUUGUUUCUCAAUGGAGAUUUCAUUGGUGGCAUUGAUAAAAUAAAAAAGCUGGAUGAACAAGGACAACUGGCUCGCUUGGGUGAACCUAAAUGUGUAGACCUGACACAGAGAUUGCAGCAGCUCAUUGUUAAGGCACCAAUCAUGGUCUUCAUGAAAGGCUCACCUGACGCUCCUCGGUGCGGCUUCAGCCGAACUUUGAUGGAGAUCUUCAAGAAGCACAAAGUCACUUUUGGCAGCUUUGACAUUCUGACAGAUGAAGAGGUACGACAGUCUCUCAAGCAGUACUCUAACUGGCCAACAUACCCACAGGUGUACGUAAAAGGAACACUUAUCGGUGGCCUCGAUAUUAUCAAGGAACUGGAAGAGAGCGGUGAGCUUGAAGCUGCUUUAAAUCUGUGACUUCCUACUGUGUCUUGGUCUUUCACAUGAAUAAAUUCCAUUUGUGUUACCUUGCCA